AGAUUUUCAUUCCAAUCCAAGCAUUAAGAGUAAAACAUGCAGAUCUUCGGAAUAUGCCUUCUCUUCUGCCUUGUGUCUAUUCAGGCAAUUCCAGCUCCUGGUGGUUAUAAAGCAGAAUAUUGGAGUGAGGAUUACAGCAACACUCCAUCUCCGCAAGAGAAAGAAAAGUUUGGUGUGACUCGUGGGUUGGUUGAUCCUGAAGAUACUAUUAUAGAACUAUCAACUCCUGUUGAUCCUGAAGCUACUAUUAUAGAACUAUCAACUCCUGCACCGGAGGUUGAAAAUCAAACAUUUCGAUUGAUUCCUGGUGCUGAGAAUGCUGCUGAAAAUGAAGAUAUCACUGAGGAUGAGAAUGAUAUCUAUGAUGAGUAUCUGAUGUGAAAGAAAUUUUAAUUAAAUCAAAAAAUAGUGUUUAACCAAAA
Eurytemora carolleeae is the source of this 422-nucleotide messenger RNA. RefSeq lists its product as uncharacterized. The transcript has 3 exons. The record is from RefSeq and is a predicted model, not a curated record. NCBI's taxonomy places the organism in Eukaryota, Metazoa, Arthropoda, Copepoda, Calanoida, Temoridae. Bases 37 to 381 code for a protein of 114 amino acids.